Messenger RNA from Colletotrichum karsti, 840 nucleotides. RefSeq names its product maintenance of ploidy protein mob1. Gene Ontology annotation, biological process: positive regulation of protein phosphorylation; cell division; signal transduction. The record is from RefSeq and is a predicted model, not a curated record. Gene Ontology annotation, cellular component: nucleus; cytoplasm. The transcript has 3 exons. NCBI's taxonomy places the organism in Eukaryota, Fungi, Ascomycota, Sordariomycetes, Glomerellales, Glomerellaceae. Gene Ontology annotation, molecular function: protein kinase activator activity. The coding region runs from base 1 to 840 and encodes 279 amino acids.
AUGAUGUCCCUUUUGCAGUACCUCAGCGUGAGGACAGGGCUGCUGGCGGGGGGGAUACCAUCGCUGCCGGCGCCACGUCCCCGGCCGCCGGUGCCGGAUCCCCUGCGCUGCAGCGCCGUCAAUCGCGACGUGACGGUCAUCAAGAACACCGAGCCCGAUCCCCUGGAACAUGUGCUGGACGCUGCUGACGACGAUUGCGACGACGAUAGUAAGGCGGCUAGAAACCAGUUUCGUGCGCGCACCGUCAAGGGAGGCAACAACGGCGUCGCGCUCCGACAGUAUGCCGAAGCGACUCUCGGAGGAGGCAGUCUCAGGAAGGUCGUGAAGCUGCCCGAGGGCGAAGACGAGAACGAAUGGCUGGCGGUCAACAUGGUCGACUUUUACAACCAGAUCAACCUUCUCUACGGCGCCAUCACCGAGUUCUGCUCUCCUCAGUCGUGUCCCGAGAUGAAAGCCACGGACGAAUUCGAGUAUCUCUGGCAGGAUAGCGACCAGUACAAGAAACCGACCCACAUGUCAGCGCCUGACUACAUCGAGCACCUCAUGACCUGGGUCCAGAGUACCAUCGACAACGAGACGAUGAUGCCCAGCAGAAUCGGUGUUCCCUUCCCGAAGAACUUCUCGUCGCACGUGCGCCAGAUCUUCAAGCGCAUGUACCGGGUCUACGCCCAUGUGUACUGUCACCACUACGCCGUCAUCAGGGAGCUCGGUCUCGAGCCCCAUCUCAACACCAGCUUCAAACAGUACGUGCUGUUCGUCGACGAGCACAAGCUCGCCAGCGGCAAGGACUUUUACGGCCCGUUGAAUGACCUUGCGGAGAAGAUGAUUGAGAGCGAUUGA